AUGUUAAUCUUCCAUCACCCACUCGUUUCUGCCAGCCCCCUUCUUUUCCCUCACGAUGCAUGGUCCAGUGACGAGCGUGUACAACUUCCCAUUGGAUCCCGUUUCUGCCCUAGCCUACAGCUCUUGCCUCUUCUCCCUUUCUCCCUUCCCACUCCGCCCCUCGAUUGCACCCUCUCCACCCUUCUUCCCUUCCCUCUCCGCCCCUUUGCUCCCUAUCCUCUGUGCAUUCUCCAACUUUCCCUUCUUGGCAGGGAAGCGCUUGCUGCUCAGGAUGGCUCGAAGAAGGCCCCUGACCUUCUGAUCGUGGAUGCUGUCAUCCGAGGUGUCGCUGGGGAGCUGGGGAGAAAGCAUCUGUGGCACCAACGGUUUCUGAAGCUUCAAGAAGAAAUCUGCCACACGAACCUGGAGCUCCAGGGGAUUCACGCAGUCCGCUGGCUCUCCCGCGGCACUGCUGUUGCUCGCUUCGCCGAUGUGCUCUCUCCUAUCGUUGUUCUUCUCAAGGAGAAAGGGCAUGAGCUCUUGGAGGUCGUGACCUCGUUCAAGUUCCAUUUCCUGCUCUACCUUCUGGCUGACGUUCUGGACCUUCUCAAUGGCUUGAACAGGAAAUUCCAGCUACGCGUGGUAGACCCAACCGUGGUCUACGACCAUGUGGACACUGUCUGUAUGACGCUGCAGCUCAACUACCUGGAAGACCGUAUCGUGUUUGGCAAUCGAAAGAGCCCUCGCCUCUCCCGCUUCUUGGAUGAGCACAUGGACCAUGAGAAGCGGAUGAAGCGAUACGAGGGAGUGGAUGCCGAUGGAAAUGCCAUCGGCUAUAGCGCGGAGCUGCACGAGCGUCCCCUGCCUGGCCAGGUCUCUCCCGGUCACCUGGACAGCUGUGUCGGCCUAGGGCAGCUGUACGUGAGGGAGACUAUGUUGGGACUGCGCCGCAGGCUUGGGGAUCUCCGCGCGCUCGUUGGGGUGAAUCUGUACAGGCCCAGGUUCUACCCAGUUCGUGCAGGAGAGAGGGAGGCUCAGCAGAUCAUGUGGCUGCGUGAGCUGAAGGAUAUGUACCAUGGCCAGCUUCCAGGUAGGCUCCUUACAGCUAACCCUUCGUUGAUGUUGCUGUCCUUGUCUAUCCAAUUGUCCAUGUUGCAACGAACCUAA
This is a messenger RNA of Closterium sp. Naga37s-1, 1146 nucleotides long. The record is from the annotation of a GenBank genome assembly. Lineage: Eukaryota; Viridiplantae; Streptophyta; Zygnematophyceae; Desmidiales; Closteriaceae.